Molecule: messenger RNA, 723 nt
Organism: Perca fluviatilis (European perch)
Lineage: Eukaryota; Metazoa; Chordata; Actinopteri; Perciformes; Percidae
Product: regulator of G-protein signaling 9-binding protein
Exons: 4
Coding region: 1-723 (240 amino acids)
Biological process (GO): G protein-coupled receptor signaling pathway
Cellular component (GO): neuron projection
Source: RefSeq, a predicted model, not a curated record
AUGAGUCGGUGGCGUCGUUCGGUGGACGAGUUGGGGUUGCGGCGGCAGCAGGCCGAGUGUGAGCGCGCUCAGGAGGCUCUCAGUCGGGCCACUUCCUGUUUCCAGCAGCUGGUAGCAUCACUCGGCAGCUCUGCAGACUGCAGCUUCCUGCGAGAUGAGAUGGACGAGGCAAGAGGGCUCGCACACCGAAUCUGCAGCGGCCUGUCCAAGCGUCUGGUGCGUCUGCUGUCUCACUGUGACUCCGCUCUCCCAGGUGUGGAGGACAGACAGGUGUCAGAGCGUCUGUGGGUUCUCUUCCUGUCGGCGUUAGAGAACUUCCUGUUUGACCUCCGUAAGGCCUGCGAUCUGAUUGGACGGUUCCCUCUGAGGCAGCGCUAUGACAGACGCUCGCUAGUCAACACAGGAUGUAUUGAUGGCGUGGUAGGUGUGGCAGCUCGAGUGGCUUUAGUCCAAGCACCAUGGCUCACCUUAGAGGAAGAGCCGAGCCCAGAUCUGACCAAUCACAUCGCAGGACUGGAAGCCAUGCUGAGUGAGAUGCAGCUGAGGGUUCCUGUGGCAUUCUGGGCGGUGGAGGCGACCCAGCCGGCCUGGGCUGAAGCUUACGGCGAACGAGACGAACCGGACGUCACCCUGGAGGAGCUGAUGGAGGUCGAGGUUGUCUCCAAUAACAAGAUGGCCGGAUGCUGCCAGCCAGCGUGCUGCGGACUGGGCUGUGUCGGGUAG